Messenger RNA from Aaosphaeria arxii CBS 175.79, 1663 nucleotides. RefSeq lists its product as uncharacterized. The record is from RefSeq and is a predicted model, not a curated record. Gene Ontology annotation, molecular function: sequence-specific DNA binding; zinc ion binding; DNA-binding transcription factor activity, RNA polymerase II-specific. Bases 308 to 1612 code for a protein of 434 amino acids. NCBI's taxonomy places the organism in Eukaryota, Fungi, Ascomycota, Dothideomycetes, Pleosporales. Gene Ontology annotation, biological process: DNA-templated transcription; positive regulation of transcription by RNA polymerase II. The transcript has a single exon.
UUGUAGGAAGCUAACAGUACAAAGGCACAUACACGCAUUACACGAACAGAUCAUUGGCCUCACCCGAGAUCUCGAAACUAUCCAGAAACCUCAAAGUAUCAGUGCAUUCAGCGCAUCCGCCUUGUCGUUUCAACCCGAUUCAAGCCUUCAGAGAACUUGGCCUGCAGUAGCAUCGCCUCCUAAUCCAGGUUCCUCUAGAGACGUACUUUGCCCAUUCAGGACCGGAACGAUCGCCGAUACCACAUACUUCGGUGUUACCAGUGCUUUUGGUCGACUCUUAACAAUUCGGCCGGCGCUGCGACCAAACAUGCUACCUCCACCGUCAGUUGCACCAGAGAAACAAUCUCUUGCGGACAUUUUCCUAUCAUCUCUAGAUCUGCAAAAGGAAUCCGACGUACCCAAAGAGGUAGCAGAACAAUUGAUCGCAAUCUACUAUAACUCGAUCGAAACAUGGAUACCUGUACUAGGACAUGAUCUAAUACACGAGACAUUUGCUAGGAUAUACGAUGGAACCCAGCAUACAGAAGAUCAGGUCACAAUCAAAAUUAGAUACCGGCUUCUCCUGUCAAUAUCGCUCUCACUCAUGAAGGCACAAGAUCCAAGACUUGCAGUAGCUGCUGAUACAUGCUUCCGACAGGCCAUAGCUACAAGCGCUUCGACCGAUCUACUCGCUUAUCCAACUACUUCCACGCUUCAAUUACUUGUUCUGAUGUGCAUAUACAUAUGGAUAAACCCGGGCUCAAUGGACAUUUGGAGAAUGCUCGGACAUACUUCGCGCAUGUGUCUAGACCUCGCUGAAAUGCACGGGUCCGAUAAGAACGAGUCCGCCAAGUCAGAAGUACUUUACCGAACCCUCUACACCCUCGAAACCUACAUCUGUACCGCAUAUGGCCGACCUCGCCAGCUACCCGUCCCUUUUAGCCCUACUGAUCAGGUCACUCAACUGGCCGAUGAUCCAUCCCGGCUCUUAUACGACCUGGCGCGACUGCAGAACCGUUUCCACAGAGACCUUAUCGAAAAUGGAUCAGUCCUUACGGUGGCCGAAUCCAAGAUGCCGAGUUCUACAGAUUUUGCGUGGAUGGAUAGUUGUAUUCUUGACAUUUAUUCCUGGCUCGAGACAUGGAGAGCUUGUAUCGCGAACCAAGGUCUCACGGCAACUACGACCGAGGCAAUAGACGAACCUCCACUCUUAGUAUGGGGACAAUUCCAACAACUGAAGACGCUUUUGCUGGCUAAAGCCGCCUCUGACCGACGAGGCAAAGUCUUGAUCACUCGGCAAGAGGAAUACUCACUUUGUAGGCGCCUCGUCAAGGCUGCUGAAGCCCUGCACCAGCAGUCAAUAGGGCCUAUUCAAGGGACUUUAUCACCGGGGCACCAACCUACUUCCAUCUUCCCCUUAACGUGGACAUGGGCACAUUCUGUGUUCACUGCUGGUGUCAUCCUCAUCCAGCCUUCCAUAUCACAAGUCACUCCGGAACCUGCAGACCAAGCACUCAUCCAGAUAUGUCUCGGCCUGCUCAAUUCAUAUGAGAUGAGAUCUGAGAAGAGUGGUCAGGGCCUCACGCAUUGCCUUCAGAGUCUGCAGGAUUUCCAUCGAUCCGUUGUUUGCUAAGGAUCAAUGAGGAGUUCUAUGUUCUUAUGUAGGCUAUUACGACGAAAUGUA